This is a messenger RNA of Aspergillus fijiensis CBS 313.89, 843 nucleotides long. RefSeq names its product mitochondrial 37S ribosomal protein bS18m. The transcript has 3 exons. Gene Ontology annotation, cellular component: mitochondrial small ribosomal subunit; ribosome. The record is from RefSeq and is a predicted model, not a curated record. Gene Ontology annotation, molecular function: small ribosomal subunit rRNA binding; structural constituent of ribosome. Gene Ontology annotation, biological process: mitochondrial translation. NCBI's taxonomy places the organism in Eukaryota, Fungi, Ascomycota, Eurotiomycetes, Eurotiales, Aspergillaceae. The coding region runs from base 71 to 646 and encodes 191 amino acids.
CCUCACCCUCAUUCUCUCCGGCUUGAGACGCAAGCCACAGACUCCAAGUCGCCUUGCCUAUUUACCAAUAAUGGCCCUCCACCUGUUCUCCUGGUCGCCGCUGCGCACCAUCGGCUCGACUUUCAGUGCUGCAUCCGUUCGUCGCUGGAACUGGACCGCUGCUUCAAGUGCUGCCGCAACCACUGCGCAUGCUUCGAUUCUAAAGGACCACAAAUCUCCACUAUCCCGUCGCCGAGCCCGUCGGUUGUUCAUCGAAGACCAGAAGGCCGUUAACGAAAGCCGUCCCCUGGAGAGAUUCCAGACCCGUGAAUGGAAGGCCGGUGAUAUCUAUGCACCUCACGAUCUCAGUCCUGCGCAGAUGAGAAGGUGGAGAGUGCGCCACUCCCCUUCCACAGAUGUCUUCGACUCCCUGAACUUGAAUCCCUUAACUAUGUACAAGAACUUCUCGAUCAUGUCCGAAUACAUGACUCCCAUGGGCCGGAUCAAGCACCGCAAUGAGACCGGUCUGCGCCCAGUCAAUCAACGGAGAAUGGCCAAGGCUAUCCGCAGAGCAGUCGGGCUUGGGCUGAUGCCCAGUGUUCACCGGCACCCGGAAAUUCUGGCCGCUCAGAUCCAGUCACGUUCGGAGGGAGGCAGCACGUAUUGAGAGAUGUACUUAUAGUUAUCGCAUCGAUGGUGUCGGGGGCUGGGCUUGGCUUGUUCUUUUUAUUCCCUCUUGGGCAUUGUUUCAUGUUGUCAGUUGGCUUGUUGUAAGAUGAUUAUGAAUCUCGGGCGGUGACCAUGUACAGUACUAUACUAUCUCUCUACUAGGCCUUGACGUGAUGCAAUUUGGUAGCGCAUAAC